Molecule: messenger RNA, 1477 nt
Organism: Aphanomyces invadans
Lineage: Eukaryota; Oomycota; Saprolegniomycetes; Saprolegniales; Verrucalvaceae
Exons: 1
Coding region: 49-1353 (434 amino acids)
Cellular component (GO): cytoplasm
Molecular function (GO): ATP hydrolysis activity; GTP binding
Source: RefSeq, a predicted model, not a curated record
CAGAAGUGGCGCUACUUUUUGACACAAUUGCUGGCGCCCGCAACCAAGAUGGAACUCGUGAUCGGAUGCGUCGGGAAGCCGUCGGCGGGCAAGUCGACGUUCUUUAAUGCGGUCACGGAUGGCAAGGCGAAGGUGGGCAACUUCCCUUUUACAACCAUCGAACCAAACGAGGGGAUCACGUACUACACGACGGAAUGCCCAUGCAAGUCGCGCGGGAAGUCGGGAUUGUGCAAACCACGGUACGGUCAAUGCGUAGGCGGCACACGUCACAUUCCGGUGAAGCUUCUGGAUGUGGCAGGCUUGAUUCCUGGUGCGUCGGAGGGUGCAGGUCUAGGCAACAAGUUCCUGGACGAUUUGCGCCAUGCCCACGUGUUGAUGCAUAUCAUCGACGUCAGCGGCACCACGAACGAGAAGGGCGAAACCACGAUCGGGUACAACCCACUGAACGAUGCCGACUGGUUGACGACGGAGAUUCACAACUGGGUCUUCAACAACUUAUGGAAACGGUGGGGCUCGAUCGCCCGGCGCCACUCGGCAACGCAAAGCACACUGCGAGCGACGUUCCAGGGACAAUUGAGCGGGUAUGGCGCAUCCGUCGCGACGAUUCUGGCGAUGCUCAACAGCAUGGGCGACGCGGUCAAGGAGCCAUGUGUGCUGACGACGUGGGGCGAGGCGGAAGUCCACGCGUUGGUUGACGCGUUUUUGACGCAGCGCUUCCCGACAAUUCUCGUGCUCAACAAAGCCGACAUUGGCAACGACACGGACAAGAACAUUGAGCGCAUCGUGGACAAGUAUGGUGGCGACCGAUGCUUCGUCGCGAGCGCGGCGUCCGAAGUGUUUUUACGCAACAUGCACACGAAGCGCCACAUCAUGUACGAGCCUGGCGACAUGGUGUACACGACGAGCGACGACGAUGCAUCGCUGCUUCCCCUGCUGCCCAAGAUGUCGGCGCGCCUCGACCAAGUCAGUGACAUGGUGCUGUUUCGGUACGGCAGCACCGGCGUCCGCGCCGCCAUUAAUGCCGCCGUCGCGCUCAGCAACAUGGUCGUGGUGUACCCGGUCAAGUCUCUCAAGAACUUGACGACUGUCGAAGGCGACGUGUUUGGCCAUGCCAUCCUCGUUCGCGCCGGGACGACGGUGCGCGAAGUCGCGUACGUGCUGUCUCCCGUCGUCGGGGCCAACUACCUGUACGCCGAGGGCGAAGAUGGCCGCCGGCUGUCGGAAGACGACGCCGUUUCCAUGAACCUCAUCGUCAAGUUCACGACGGUCGCGUCCAAAGACGCAAGUACGUCGGCGCCGCCGGCUACAGACGACAAGAAGCCCAAGAAAGACAAAAAGGAAGCGGACACCUGAAGCGCUGCUGACGUGUUUCGAGGACCAGACCACUCCAACAAAUAGAUACACAAGUGCAAUUCACAUAUAUUGAACACAGCGCCGAACCCUGUGGAUGGCUACGCGACGUCUUGCACGGGGCUCC